AUGGAGGCGAUGCGCGGGCGCGCGCCCGGCAUCCUGGUGGCGGUGGCGCACGGCGUCUUUUCGGGGAGCCUGAACAUCCUGCUCAAGUUCCUGAUCAGCAGCCUGCACUUUCGCUUCCUCACCUUGCUCCAGCUGUGCACGUGCGCCGCCGCCGCGCUCGGCUUGGAGAUCCUUCGCAGGCUCGGCAGGGUCGACGUGCCCGCUUUCAGCCUCAACCUUGCCAAGGAAUUUGCGCCAGUGUGCAUCCUGUCCACGCUACAGUCGACGCUGACGCUGUGGUCGCUGCGCGGCCUCAGCCUGCCCAUGUAUGUGGUCUUCAAGCGCUGUCUGCCCUUCUUCACACUGACCAUCGGGGUUUGCGUCCUGCGCAACGGCGUGCCCUCGCCCGGCGUGCUGGCCGCCGUGGCCAUCACCACCGGGGGCGCCGCGCUCGCCGGUGCGGGUGACCUGGGCGGCGACCCCUUCGGUUACGUGACGGGCGUCCUGACCGUCAUCGUCCACGCCUCCAAUCUAGUCCUCAUCCAGAAGACCGGCGCCGACAGCGAGCACGGAGCGCUCACGGCGCAGUACGCCAUCGCCAUCAUGGCCACUCCGGUCCUGCUGGUGUGCGCCGUGAUCUCGUCGGACGCCGUGUACAUGUGGUCGUACCCAGGCUGGAGCGACAUCCGCGUGGCGUCGCUCUUCCUGUGCAGCGUGGUCCUCGGCUGCGCCAUGAACUUCACCACUUUCCACUGCACUUACCUCAACUCUGCCGUCACCACCAGCUUCGUGGGCGUGGUCAAGAGCGUGGUCACCAUCACGGUGGGCAUGCUGGCCUUCGACGACGUGGCGCCCACCGCGCUAUUCGUCGGCGGCGUGGUGGUUAACACGGUGGGCUCCGUCACCUACUGCGUGGUCAAGUAUUUUGAGAUUAAGAAGAGGAGUUCCUACGACCGCCUGGAGGGCGGCGCCAAAGACGCGGCUCCCUCCGGUGAGUCGCGCGCCCUCGAUGCCCUGACUUCCGGUGAGCCGCGCCCCGUCGACGCCCCGGCGGAGAACGCGGACGAUGUGGGAGGCACGCCCGCCUUCACCGUGACGAACGAGAACGUGGCGGAGAAGCAAAAGGAACGGCCACGCGAGGACGCCGCGCCUUUGGGGCGGGCGUCGGGCGACUUUCUGGGCGUGUGGCGCUCUGUCAGGCAGCUGUGCUCGGCGAAGGGCGACCCGCUCAUCCACAACAUGGAGCAGCCGAGCCCUUGA
This is a messenger RNA of Nerophis lumbriciformis (worm pipefish), 1239 nucleotides long. The record is from RefSeq and is a predicted model, not a curated record. NCBI's taxonomy places the organism in Eukaryota, Metazoa, Chordata, Actinopteri, Syngnathiformes, Syngnathidae.